Molecule: messenger RNA, 594 nt
Organism: Capronia coronata CBS 617.96
Lineage: Eukaryota; Fungi; Ascomycota; Eurotiomycetes; Chaetothyriales; Herpotrichiellaceae
Exons: 1
Coding region: 1-594 (197 amino acids)
Biological process (GO): chromatin remodeling
Cellular component (GO): Ino80 complex
Source: RefSeq, a predicted model, not a curated record
AUGCCUCCCUCGACGCCGCAGCCAGCGGAUGAUUCUCACCAACAGCUCCUUGAUCAAAUGGACAUAUACUACACGCCAAAGCCUUUCCGUAACCCCAACUGGAAGCCCAGCACACGCCGGAACAAAAACACCAAACAAAUGAUAUCCGAAUCGCAACGCAAAGAAGCAUCCGUCUUUGCAACGCAGAACAACUCUGGCGCAUCGACGCCUAUCCCCGCCACAGGCGCAACCACGGAUGGUGCGGCCACUCCAGCAUAUUCUUCCACGGCCUCGAGGCCCCUCAACGUGGCACAGGCAGCUCAAAGCUUGAGUACAUUGGUCCUGGAACGAAACCUGCAAAGAGCUGCAAACGGUCCUGCUGUUGGACUGGGAGGUCCCGCCGUUACCUAUACGAACAUCGAGAGCGCUCCGAGUCUACAUCCUGCGAAUCACAAACACUACUGCGAUGUGACGGGCUUACCUGCGAAAUACACGGAUCCGAAGACGAAAUUGAGAUACUACAAUACAGAAAUAUUCGGGGUGGUCAGGACUCUGCCGCAGGGAGCACCAGACCAAUACCUGGCUGCACGAGGGGCAAACGUGGUUUUGAAAUGA